This is a messenger RNA of Zasmidium cellare ATCC 36951, 1176 nucleotides long. RefSeq lists its product as uncharacterized. NCBI's taxonomy places the organism in Eukaryota, Fungi, Ascomycota, Dothideomycetes, Mycosphaerellales, Mycosphaerellaceae. The transcript has 5 exons. Bases 1 to 1176 code for a protein of 391 amino acids. The record is from RefSeq and is a predicted model, not a curated record.
AUGUACCAGCGAAACGCCAACUUCAACUCCUCGUGGCGGCCUUUUAGCCACGAUCCCAAGGUCCACCUCAUCGAAGGCAGCACGGGCGGUGCCUUCAGAUGGUUCAACCCAACGCAUGCUCGCUUCGCCCAAGUCCCCGACUUGAUCGGCUGGGACGACUUCGAUGUAACAGACGAGAAUGCUCUGCCAGCCAACGCUGAGUAUGAGUGGUCCACUCGAGACCUCCGCAAAGGCCGACAUGCGCUGGUGGUGAGGAGCGGCGAGGAGAGCAGCAGUAAGUUCGAGCUCCCGCCAGCGACUGGAACAUGGAAAGGCACGCUGAAAGCCGUCUCCAAUAUGUUCACGACAUUCCCCUACAACAACAUCAGCUGGCAUAUCGCCAUCGUCUUCACAUUCGGAAGUGUCAUUUGGGUCCUCAGCUCCUUCUUCGCCUACAUGCCCAUGGACAAGAAUGCACCCCCUAGCUUGAGUGCAUACGGAUGUGGAAUCACAGCAUUCAUAGGAUCCUGCGUCUUCGUGCUCGGCAGCAUUCUCCUGAUGAUGGAGACCGUCAAGGACAAUCGAGAUGCCGAGUUCGGAUGGGCCGUCGACCAGCAGUGGGACGAAAACACUGGGACAACAGUCUAUCGUGUCACGCCGGAGACGAAAAGCGGUCAGGGGCACAAGCAGCGGGAGCUGAAGAGUUGGGCGCCAUCGGUCCGACUGCCGACUUUGAAAGAGCUGAGGGAGCACUACAUCUACGAAGUGGCAUUCUGGUCGUCGAUAAUCCAGCUGUUGAGCUCUUUCGUCUUCCUCGUCUCGGGGAUUACCGCACUGCCCAAGCUCUACGAUCAACUCUCGAGACCUCUGGUGGACGCAGUCUAUUGGACUCCAAAACUGGUGGCUUGCUGUGGCUUCAUCCUCUCGGCGCUGCUCGCCAUGUUUGAGUGUCAGAAGAAAUGGAACAAGCCUGCGUGGAACAACCUUGGAUGGCACAUCGGUCUAUGGAAACUCAUUGGCAGUGUUGGUUUCAUACUGGUGCCCUGCUUUGGCUUCAACAGAGCCGAUUGGGCUCAGUAUCAAGCCACCAUCCACUGCUUGUGGGGAUCCUGGGCAUUUCUCAUCUGCAGUGUGCUGCUCUGGUACGAGAGUGUCACGCAAUACACCGUCGACUACCCUGACACUGCUAAUACAUGA